Molecule: messenger RNA, 5145 nt
Organism: Mastomys coucha (southern multimammate mouse)
Lineage: Eukaryota; Metazoa; Chordata; Mammalia; Rodentia; Muridae
Gene: Tacr1
Product: tachykinin receptor 1
Exons: 6
Coding region: 1172-2395 (407 amino acids)
Biological process (GO): G protein-coupled receptor signaling pathway; positive regulation of flagellated sperm motility
Cellular component (GO): sperm midpiece; plasma membrane
Molecular function (GO): substance P receptor activity
Source: RefSeq, a predicted model, not a curated record
ACCAGUGCAUAAAGGCAUCUCUCCCUGGUGCCAGGAGGGACACAACCCAUAGCAAAGGACCGGUGCUUUCCACUCCCGCAGGCAUCUCAACAGAUCCCAGAACCGCAGUGGUGGAGGAGACCCGCUGAGGGGGCAGCUGGAAGCUCCCGGAACCUCGCCAAGGGCAAUCUGCCAGGAAUACACUCCUGAGCUCUACCCAUCUCAGCUUCUUCAAAAGGGCUGAUGUUGCAGGGGAGGCUUGCCCAUCUGCUCCCUGACCGGCCACCAGCUUAGCCCUUUGAAACUGCCAUCAGGCAGGAUGAUGGAGAAAAGACAGGCCACCUUGUCGCCCCCUCGCGGAGUGCUGCGUUCGUCCGGCCUGCAGAACGCCCACAGCAGGUCACGAGCAGCAGAAGGCGUGGUGGCUGCGGUGGAGGAGCGACACAGCUGCCAACAACUGGCGCAGCUGCUGAGCUGCGCUCCGGGACCAGCAAGUACUCAGUCCAGGUACAGCCCCUUCCCCGUGACGUCUCUGCAGCGGGUUAUAAAAGCCUAGUGCGCACCCUGCCAAGGCUCCGCUAACUCCUGAGCCCAGAAGGUCCAACACCGAGAAGCUGAGGGUGGCAGUAGAGGCUUCUAGCGAAGCAACCAAAAGAGAGCUCACCAGCUGGAUGCAGACUUCAGAACCCCGGCCAGAGAACCAGAACUUUUACAAGCAGCGCUGUGAGCAGCCCUUCUCCCCCCUCAAUCCCCGACUCAGCACCCAGCUUUGCCUUUCCCGCCGCACGCACGCACGUUAGUGGGAGUUGCUAGCAGCAGCAGGUGCAGAAAGGCGAGUUGUCUUGCCUGCUGGAACUGUAUGGAGUGCAGCUGCUUUACCGCAAACAAGAGCCUAGCGUGAAAGUGGAGGAAUUUAGAGCGACCAGGCAAAGAGCAUACACAGGAAGAAGCAUUGCUCUUGUGAGCAAGUCUCUUGCUAAUCAGGACUGAGUUCUGCCCAAGAAACUUCCCACCUUCUGGGUGGCAGGACCUCAAGCUUUGGGCAUCUGGAACAAGGUCUUAAGGCAAGGAGAGGUGCGCGCGCGUGUGCGUGCGUGUGUGUGUGUGUGUGUGUGUGUGUGUGUGUGUGUACCUCCUCUGUGUGUACUUGUGAGUACCUGUAGACGCCAGGGCUUUGCUGCCUUGCCCUAAAAUGGAUAACGUCCUUCCUAUGGACUCCGACCUCUUCCCCAACACUUCCACCAACACUUCUGAGUCUAACCAGUUUGUGCAGCCUACCUGGCAGAUUGUCCUUUGGGCAGCCGCCUACACGGUCAUCGUGGUGACUUCCGUGGUGGGCAACGUAGUGGUGAUAUGGAUCAUUUUGGCCCACAAGAGAAUGAGGACAGUGACCAAUUAUUUCCUGGUGAACCUGGCCUUCGCUGAGGCCUGCAUGGCUGCAUUCAAUACGGUGGUGAACUUUACCUACGCAGUCCACAACGUGUGGUACUACGGCCUCUUCUACUGCAAGUUUCACAACUUCUUCCCCAUUGCUGCUCUAUUCGCCAGUAUCUACUCCAUGACAGCUGUGGCCUUUGACAGAUACAUGGCCAUCAUUCACCCUCUCCAGCCCCGGCUGUCGGCCACUGCUACCAAAGUGGUCAUCUUUGUCAUCUGGGUCCUGGCUCUCCUGCUGGCCUUUCCACAGGGCUACUACUCUACCACAGAGAACAUGCCCGGCAGAGUCGUGUGCAUGAUUGAGUGGCCAGAGCAUCCCAACAGGACUUACGAGAAAGCGUACCACAUCUGCGUGACUGUGCUGAUCUACUUCCUGCCUCUGCUGGUGAUUGGGUAUGCAUACACUGUAGUGGGGAUUACACUGUGGGCCAGUGAGAUCCCCGGCGACUCCUCUGACCGUUACCAUGAGCAAGUCUCAGCCAAGCGCAAGGUGGUCAAAAUGAUGAUCGUGGUUGUGUGUACCUUCGCCAUCUGCUGGCUGCCCUUCCACAUCUUCUUCCUCCUGCCCUACAUCAACCCAGAUCUCUACCUUAAGAAGUUCAUCCAGCAGGUCUACCUGGCCAGCAUGUGGCUGGCCAUGAGUUCUACUAUGUACAACCCCAUCAUCUACUGCUGCCUCAAUGACAGGUUCCGUCUGGGCUUCAAGCAUGCCUUUCGCUGCUGCCCCUUCAUCAGUGCUGGUGAUUAUGAGGGGCUGGAAAUGAAAUCCACCCGAUACCUCCAGACCCAGAGCAGUGUGUACAAGGUCAGCCGUCUGGAAACUACCAUUUCCACUGUGGUGGGAGCCCAUGAAGAUGAGCCAGAGGAAGGCCCCAAGGCCACACCUUCAUCCUUGGAUCUCACUUCCAAUGGCUCCUCUCGAAGCAACUCGAAGACCAUGACAGAGAGCUCUAGCUUCUACUCUAACAUGCUGGCCUAGGCAGCAGGGCACGACCACUAGCCCAUCUUGUGUUGUUUACUCAUGGAAAUCUUUGAUUUGGAAUUUGUUGGAAAUACCCUAAGGCUGGAGCUUUUGGGGAAGGGACACAAUGGUUCAAGGAAAAUGUUCCAUGCUGUAUUCAAUCUGGAUUUCUUCCUGUCUUUGUUAAUCAUCCUCCAUGCUGGUGACCCAAGACAGAUCAGUGAACAUCUAUAAAAUGAGAAGGCUAUCCUCAAUUUUUCCCUGCAGUUCAUCCCUCAAUUUCUGAAAUGACUUCAUCUGCAUGCAAGGUGCUUAUCUGGGGAGGAACUCUGCAAGGCAACAGACCUAUUUGCUUGGAGCGCCAUUCUCAGCCAUGUGCAGACUAGCUCACACCACUCCAGCCUCCCACAGGACAGUGUGAGCAAAAGAAGGUGCCACCUAAAGAAAGCUCUAUCCCCAAAUAAGCACACAUGAAUAGAGGACACAUCGUUGUGACAUCUUAGUGUUUCAGUUCAUUUAAACAUCAUGGGAUUGACACAAUAUUGGAUUCUGCUGCAUUGUGUCCCCAGUGCAACCAACUCCAACUGAAUAUGUCUACACAAGCAAGCUGAUGUUCUAACCAAGAAUCAGAAGAUCCCUGACAGGCACUUAACCUAUCUGAGACUCUUUUCCUUCUUUGUAAAAGCAACAGAGCUGAACCAAACACUCUAAGGAACCCUUCGAGUCUCAGUGUUCCUGGUUUAAUGAUGUAUAUACUUCAUUCUCUCUCUCUCUCUCUCUCUCUCUCUCUCUCUCUCUCUCUCUCUCUCUCUCUCUCUCACACACACACACACACACACACACACACACACACACACACAAAUAAAAAAAAGCAAUGGCAGCAUCAAAAAUACCAGGUGUGUUAGUCCCUAGAGAUGGAUGUAUGUAAAUAUUCUCCCAUUGGUCCAAAAGCCCUGCUUCAAAAAUUCCUUCUCCAGUAAAGUUUGACAGAGCAGAGGACUUCACAGAAAAACUUGGACAUCUCUAGCAGGCUGAUCCCAGUUCUGAGAGCAGCAUUGAGGGGGAUAAGAGUGUGGACCUCCUGCUCUGGCUGUUGGAGUCUUUGUGCGUAUUCUUUGCUUUUUGCUGCACACAGUGGAGAGGAGGGAGGCUGCCCUCCACAGCUACACUCCUGGAAAGAAGAGCCUUGCCACUUCUCUCCAGACUCUGAACCUUGCCCUCCUCUCCACCGUGCUGAUCUCUGUCUAUAAGAAGUUGAAGGAUCCACCAAUCCAAAAGGACACUUAGUCCGCCAAGAGCCAAGAACUGAAAGCUUCACACCCUGAUAUGGCUUCAGGAUCCCCAGCAGGUGAGCAUGCUGUUUCUUUCUGUCUCUCAGAUGUGACUGGGAGCCAAAGCUUCAUGUGACAUCCAUGUAUAUAUCCUCAUGGUUCAGAUAAUUGGAUGCACAAAAGCUCUGUCCAGCAUGUCAGGGAGAACAAGGCCACCCACCACCAGGAUUUAUAACUUCGAUCAGCCUUGUUGGGUCUCACCCUUCGAGGGCAUCUGCAUACCUGGAGAAGGCAAGAAUUAUAUAGAAAUAAUAUAAGCCAGGGGAAAAAAAGAAAUGAGAAGCAUAUUCUACAGCGCAUCAUGGGAAGUUUUAAUAAACUAAGUAAAGGCUGCUGAAUGACAACCUAUGAGUUGAAAAUGGUGUAAGAACAAUAAAAGCCAGUGCCCAAAUUGUAUAUUAUACUUCCAAGAAGGAAUCUUGUUAUGUAGGGAUGUAAAAAAAAAAAAAAAAAUGUGGCUAUGAAAAGUACCAGGAAGAAAACAUUCAGUAUGGAGGACCUCUCAUCCACAGAAGAGAAGGUUAGGGUAAAGUUGGCAAGGAUUUAUGGAGUGUCUGCUCUGGACUUUGCCUGAACUGAGGACACACAGCUCCUCCCACCCUGAGGAGAUUGCUGUCCUCCCAUUCCUGAGGCACCAGUCUUGGUGAAGCCGGCACGCUCACCAGGCAUAGAGGCAUUGAAAAGCAGAUUCCUUCUAAGAUUUUAAAAACUGACUUUUAACUUGGAUUCUCAAACCAGGGGGUGGGGCUUUCACCUCUGAAAUGGAAAUUCUCUGAGGUAACCCUGAAGGGAGCCACCAGUCAGCCCCAGGGACCUAAAGGACUGUGAUGAGGAAUUUCACUCUAUGUGUAGUAUGAGCGAAGAUGAGGCUUCAUGGACAUGCCGAAGCAUCCUUCAGAGAGGACCAGCAAGCUUCCCACUGCCCCUGCUCCCAAGACCAUUUAACUUGUAGAAAUGUUGUCAAUUCUUGUUUGUGAGAACACUGUGAUUUGUGCUCUGUGCAUGGGUCUCUUAUUGAAAUGUGUCACCCUGUGUUUAUCUCCUGAGUUUUCUUGAUGUACCCUCCAGUAUCGAUAGGCUGGAGAUACCCUGGGGCCAUCCUUUCUGCAUUCCCUCCAAUCUGUGGGAUCCCAGUUCCGUUGCUCCUGUUGGGCCAGGCCUCCUCCUGCCACUGUUCUUUCUUGGAGAGGAGCUCUGAAGCCUGCCUCAUACUCAGUGAAACUGAAGGCUGUGGAAGGACCUUGAUGGGAAGAACACCCUGAGCCCUUCAGCAGAAUGCUGAGACAAAGGGCUGAGUGGAAUUCUGGGAAAGGAGAGGACACGGGUCUGGAGAAAAGAGUGUACAUAGAGAGGGGUCAUUCCUGAGGCAUCUGUGUUUGGGGCCUGGGAUCCAGCAAAGUAAGUCUCACUAAAAUAAAGUAUGCUUUGGCUAUCUCA